Molecule: messenger RNA, 941 nt
Organism: Condylura cristata (star-nosed mole)
Lineage: Eukaryota; Metazoa; Chordata; Mammalia; Eulipotyphla; Talpidae
Gene: COMMD5
Product: COMM domain containing 5
Exons: 1
Coding region: 132-806 (224 amino acids)
Cellular component (GO): nucleus
Source: RefSeq, a predicted model, not a curated record
UUCCUGCCCCCACUUUCCCGUCCCUGCGCUCUUCCGACCCCGCGGGCCCAGGAGGCAGGGUCAUGGGCUGCUCCCUUCCUCCCUGCAGGCGGUGACCGACACCUCCCCCUGGGCCCAGAGGAGGGGCAGCCAUGUCUGCUGUGGGGGCAGCGGCGCCGUACCUGCACCACCCUGGAGACAGUCACAGUGGCCGAGUGAGUUUCCUGGGGCCCCAGCCCCCCCGCGAGGUGGCGGCGAUGGCCCCACUCCUGGCCGACUUGGACAGGGGUACAUUCCGUAGGCUCUUGAAGCUAGUGGUGGGCAGCUUGCAGGGAGAGGACUGCUGUGAGGCCGUGCAGCACCUGAGGGUCAGCACGGACCUGCCGGAGCAGCGCCUGGGCACUCUGCUGGCUGGUCUGCACGCCCUGCUCCGGCAGGCCCUCCGACUGCCUCCCACCAGCCUGACACCGGACACCUUCAGGAACCAGCUGCAGGAGCUCUGCAUCCCCCAGGAUUUGGUGGUGGACUUGGCCAGUGUGCUGUUUGGGAGCCAGCGUCCCCUCCUCGACUCCACAGCCAGGCGCCAGGCGGCCCGGCUGCCCCACGUGGCUGACGUGCGGUGGCGGGUGGAUGUGGCCAUCUCCACCAGCGCCCUGACGCGCUCCCUGCAGCCUAGCGUGCUAAUGCAGCUGACGCUGUCAGAUGGGUCGGCUCACCGCCUUGAGGUGCCCACAGCCAAGUUCCAGGAACUCCGGUACAGUGUGGCCCUGGUGCUGAAGGAGCUGGCAGAGCUGGAGAAGCGGUGUGAGCGCCGGCUGCAGGACUGACCAGUGUCCGCCCCUGCCCUCAGGCCUUCUGCGGCCCCGGGUGAGAGUGUUUUGAAUGUGGUUGCGUCUGUUUAACUGAAAAGCAGCUGUGCCUUUCAGGGCUCUUUCUUGGAAGUAAAGCAACUGCAGACAUGA